Molecule: messenger RNA, 2647 nt
Organism: Prosopis cineraria
Lineage: Eukaryota; Viridiplantae; Streptophyta; Magnoliopsida; Fabales; Fabaceae
Product: regulator of nonsense transcripts UPF3-like
Exons: 13
Coding region: 265-1818 (517 amino acids)
Biological process (GO): nuclear-transcribed mRNA catabolic process, nonsense-mediated decay; positive regulation of translation
Cellular component (GO): cytoplasm; nucleolus
Molecular function (GO): mRNA binding
Source: RefSeq, a predicted model, not a curated record
AUGCAAAACGGAAAGCUCAAAACGCAACCGUAUAUGCUUUCACUCGCAACUACCCUUUGGCCUGAACUCUCUGUCCUUUCCUCAUGGCAAUUUGGGGUUUUUCAACCAAAUUAGGGCAUUGGGACUCCCCUGAUUGAUGCCUAGAAGCAGCGGAGAAGAUGUAAUUUCACUGAGGUUUUCGGCUUUUCUUCCCUUUUUCAUCGUUUUGGUGACUGUCGACUGCUAGGGUUUUUCGUUUUCGUGGGAUUUUUUUUUUGGGUUCGCAUGAAGGGUGCGUUGGAUCGGACGAAGGUCGUGCUGCGGCACUUGCCUCCGACCAUUUCUAUGGCUGCGCUGCUGGACCAAAUCGAUGGCUCCUUCGCUGGGCGCUACAAUUGGGUUUCCUUUCGUCCUGGCAAAACCGGGUUUAGCCAGAAGAAUCUAUCUUAUUCUAGAGCCUACAUUGACUUCAAGAAGCCAGAGGAUGUUGUAGAGUUUGCAGAGUUCUUUGAUGGGCAUAUCUUUGUGAAUGAGAAGGGAACUCAGUUCAAAGUCAUUGUUGAAUAUGCUCCUUCUCAACGUGUUCCAAAGCAGGUGUCAAAAAAGGAUGGCCGUGAAGGAACCAUAUACAAAGAUUCUGAGUAUCUGGAGUUUCUUGAAGUUCUUGCCAAGCCCAUUGAGAAUCUUCCUAGUGCUGAGAUACAGUUGGAGAGAAAGGAAGCAGAACGAUCUGGAAGUGGUACAAAAGACAUUCCUAUAGUUACACCAUUGAUGGACUUUGUGCGUCAGAGAAGAGCUGCCAAGGGAUCACGGAGAUCAGUGUCUAAUGGAAAAGUGAGCAGAAGGGUCGGUGCAUCAUCAAGUGGAAGUCCUAGUUCUGGUUCAUUAAGACGAGGCUCUGGGAAGAAAAGGGUUUCCACCACAAUGUAUGUUAUAAGAGACCCUGGUAAAAGUGCUACUGUAAAAGACAAAUCAACUUACGUUCUUGUUCCAAAGCAAGGUGAUCAACAUCUUUCUGAUAGAAUUACAGUUACAGCCACUGGUGAUGGAAAUCAAGCAUUGGAAGAUGAGAGUGGAGUUGCCGGACCUAAUGAUUCUGGGAAGAAGAAAAUCCUGCUUCUUAAAGGGAAAAAAAGGGAGACAAUUACUGUGUCUGAUUCCGAUAGCAUGUCACAGAUGCACAAUUUAGCUUCAGCUAAGGCAGCUUCUGGCUUAACCACUUCAAAGCAGAACCAGCGCCAGGAAGGUAGUGGAAGAAUAAUUAGACGCAUACUCUCAAACAAGGAAUUACGUCAAAGCCAGUCAUCCAGGCCCCACUCUGAGCAGCAAAUUCCAGCAUCCAUUUUGGAGAAGGAAAAACGGGCACCUCGUCCCUCACAUGUGCAAUUGAUUACAAAGGGUUCAAAUGGGGCUCCAGAAGAUAGGAUUAGUGCGAAUGAUAUGCAUGUUUCUAGUGAGAGGCAGGGGAGUCAUUCCAGAAACAAGGACAGGCAUGAUCGUGGCAUAUGGUCAUCUUUUUCUAAUGGAAAUGAUGACUUCUUGCCAUUGUCUGCAACCUCACAAGUAGAUUCUACCAAAGGAAGUCACACAGAGUCUAAACAUGACAUGUCAGAUGCAAAAAGAGGGGAUAUAAAAAUUCUUGGAAAUGCGCGUCCCAGUCAGUCAUCAGAAAAUGGGUUCAGUAAGCAUCUUGGUCGCCGUGGACCAACGCAUGGGAUGAAGGAUGCUGAUGGCUAUUCUAAUUCAAGUGAAGGGAAGCAUCCUAGAAGAAGCAGUGCGUCUGUUUAUGGUUCACAUGAGAAACAAGUGUGGGUGCAAAAAGCAAGUUCUGGCACAUAAAAUAUCUAGAUUGAAAAGCAUGCUGACUUACAUUUUUGGAGCAUCUUUAGCUGGUGGCUGGAUUCUGUCGCUUUUUUGGUUGACAGAUAAUUAUAAGUAAAUGAGUUUGUGGUCAAAAAAGGCUCUUUUUCAAUACAACAGAGGAAAGUACAGUUGAUCCAAAUUGAUGCAUUUGAGUUACCUACAGCCUUCAAACAUAACUUCAUUGGAGAUGGCCCGGAGUAAUGAGAGAAGUGAAACGAGGGUGGUAUCACAAAUUAUGAAAUGCCCCUUGUAGUGGAUGAGUCGCUGCCUGCUUGGUGACUCAUGGAUAUACAUACUUGCCUAGCCUUGAAGUUUGACUGAGUAACGGGUAUAGUCAGGUUUUGUAGAUGGGUCAUCUUCUGCAGUUGAAUUGUAAAUAUAAGAACAGGGCAUUGUGUAUUGCCUGUUCUUUUUAGUUCUUAUAUAUAUACAUUAACAUUGGUCUGCCAAAUACAAAGUGAGUGCCUGCGUAUAACCCUGGACAGUUUUGGAAGAUAUCUACUCAGUACUUGAUGAGAUGAAACACAUAGGGCCAUUUUGUAGGCUCUCCUCUAGCCUUGAGGAUAUGUGAAUGGAGUUUCUUGUAGUGGCUAGACAUGGGAAUUACUAUAGGUGGUUGGUUGGUGUGGUAAUAAGGAUUGAUGCGGUGUUGCACAAGUUAUUACUGUGUGGAUGCUACCUGAUUUUGGCUCCAAAAGAAUAUAUAUACCCUUUGUACACAGGUUGUGUGGUGUUGGAUUUCUCAGCAGAACAUAGCUGUGUUACGUGGCUGGUUCAUUAUAUGUUCAAUUAAUUUGUUUGGGAA